Molecule: messenger RNA, 519 nt
Organism: Iphiclides podalirius (scarce swallowtail)
Lineage: Eukaryota; Metazoa; Arthropoda; Insecta; Lepidoptera; Papilionidae
Source: the annotation of a GenBank genome assembly
AUGGAAGCCAAUUUGAUUACCCGUUACAAGCGCGGCAACGUGGCGGGGACGCAUGCGCCGUCGGGGCCGGCGCUGGCGAUGCCAUUUAUUGAGGACGAGUGGUGGACAGCCGAGAAUGAGGGAAGGAUGGUCGACCUCUCCAAUUGCCUGCAGCAAGAGGAGAACAACAACGUAUCGCCGGCGUCCGGAAGCCAAAUACAGGGUCCCUACUACCAACAGAACCAGCUCUCGCUGCCCAACAAUGGCCAACAGCGGCUGCAGCAGCUGCUACGCUCUGGCACCAGCGCCAUCAACAACGCCGUGGCCAACAACAUCAACAACGGCCGCUACAACAUAGCGUCCGCCAACCCCCUCCUGGCGGAGAAGCUGGCGGCGACAUCUAGCGGCAUAAAGCAGGAGCCCAUGAGCACGGACUAUAACGGUACGGGAAUGAACUACGGUAACGCGUCGCCGAUGCAGCGGGUGCCGAGCGGGAAGCCGCAGGUGCACGACGCCGGUGGAGGUAAAGGUAAGUUUUGU